AUUUUCACCACACCAGCUGGUGCGGCAAUUAAAGCGCUUACUUUCGCAGAGUACACGGUCACUUUGCUGCCAACCUGUGGCAGUCCUCGGGCCUUGAAGCAGGCCAUAGCGGCAAGCUGCAUAUUGACUGCGUACCUGACGACAGCUUUCAGCUCCAAAGUCGCCGCUCGCCUCGUGACGUGCACGACAAUAGCAAAGGUUGCAGCUUGUGCUGUCGUAGCUGUGGGAGGCAUCGUCAAAAUGGCUCAAGGUAACUUGAAUGACUUGCCAACAGGAUUUGAAGGAACAGAAUCAUCCCCAUCUCUCAUCGCUCUUUCGUUUUACAGCGCAGUCUACACAUAUGAUGGAUGGGCUGCAGUAACAACAGUCACAGAAGAAUUAAAGAAUCCUCGCAAAAUGGUCCCCCGCGCUAUGGCCAUCAGUCUGGGAGCAAUGAUAACGCUGUACAUGCUCAUGAUCGUGUCCUACCUCUCCAUGAUGACCAAGCAGGAACUUCUGGAUGCUGACGCUGUCGGAGUGCUGUGGGGAGACAGGGCGCUGGGACCUGCAGCCUGGCUCAUCCCUUUCUCUGUGAUGGUCUCUACAUUUGGGUCAUCAGCCUCAGGUCUAUUUGGUACGAGCAGGAUCUGUUUUGCUGCUGCAAGAGACAAAAAUUUUCCUGAGGUUAUCUCAUUUAUUCAGGUGAACAGAUACACGCCUUUCGUCGCCAUGACAUUUUUGAUGAUUGGGAGUCUUGUGUUUAUUCUGCCGUCUGAUCCAGGCCAACUGAUCAACUUUGUCGGCUUCUUCUCCAACAUCUUCCAAGGCCUUGUUUACGUCAGUCUGCUCAUUUUACGGUGGAAAAAACCUGAUGCCCCGCGAAGCUACAAGGCCCCAAUCCCCGUGGCCGUCCUGAUGGUUCUGCUGUCCAUCUUCCUUGCCGUCCUACCUCUGAUGAAGAACCCGCGGAUUGAGCUGCUGUAUGGUCUAGCCGGCAUCCUGGCGGGUCUUGUCUUUUACGUGCCCUGUGUCGUUUACGACAAAGCUCUGCCUGGAACAGAUCGAAUCACCAUGUUCAUUCAACUUGUGUGCAAUGUCGCACCACCGCCUGCGUAUGAAGACUAAGCUUCCCACGCCAGGACAACAUCCCUUUAAGUGCCGCUGAAUAAACCGAGCAUUGGGUGAAACUCGGCAAAUAGUCUUCGUAACAACUAACUUGGCCGAAGAUAGAGGGUUUAUUUGAGAAGAAGAGCUGUAAAUUGAUCUCAUCGUGGCCAGAUAGGGCUUGAAAAGGGCAAGCCUAAAAUCAGAAUUGACAAAGUUUGAGAAAAGAAGAAAGAGGGCAGGAUUGAGAAAGGGGGGGGGGGUAUAAAAGAA
This is a messenger RNA of Aplysia californica (California sea hare), 1356 nucleotides long. RefSeq names its product b(0,+)-type amino acid transporter 1. Gene Ontology annotation, cellular component: membrane. Lineage: Eukaryota; Metazoa; Mollusca; Gastropoda; Aplysiida; Aplysiidae. The record is from RefSeq and is a predicted model, not a curated record. Gene Ontology annotation, biological process: amino acid transmembrane transport. Gene Ontology annotation, molecular function: L-amino acid transmembrane transporter activity.